Molecule: messenger RNA, 1261 nt
Organism: Amyelois transitella
Lineage: Eukaryota; Metazoa; Arthropoda; Insecta; Lepidoptera; Pyralidae
Exons: 2
Coding region: 1-537 (178 amino acids)
Biological process (GO): regulation of transcription by RNA polymerase II
Cellular component (GO): nucleus; transcription regulator complex
Source: RefSeq, a predicted model, not a curated record
AUGGCGGACGAUUUAGAUUUAGACUUUUUGAUUUCACUAGUGGAAGCACGUCCCGUUCUCUGGGACAAGUCAAAGGAGGAUUAUAAGAAUAAAAAUUUAAAAACAGAAGGGUGGAAAGAUGUCUGCCUAAAUAUUUUUCCAUCAUUCGACAGCAUGGACAAUAAAGAAAAAACGAAACUCGGUAAUGACGUCAUAAAAAAAUGGACUAACAUUAAGGAUAAUUUUUUCAAAUAUACAAAGAAGGUAGAACUUUCAAAGAAAUCUGGAGCUGGUGCUAAACGUAUAAAAGAAUAUCAUUUGUAUAGACAACUCAUGUUUUUACAAAAAAAUGCACCAAAUUUAACUGAAGAUAGUAUAGAAGAAGAAUCUCAAACUCCGAACACAAGGUCAAGAUAUCAACCCUACAGAAAAACUACGCUAAAACGAAAACCAAGUUGCGAUGAAUUUGAGAAGCAAAUCGUCGAAACUUUAGCUGCUUCUGAAAAUCGACACCUGUCAUUUUUUAAAGCCAUUUUACCGUCUCUCAACAAGAAAUGACCACCAGACCUUGCUAUUUCAAAGCGGGGUUUUAAAGAUUUUAACAGAUUUCCAUCAAUCACCAUUCCAGUCAUAUAGCGGGUACCAGACAGCAACAUCUUACGACGCUAACUAUAACCAAACUGCCCAACAACCACAAGCUACAAUGUCUUAUGAAACUAACUAUCAAACAGCUUGUAAUUCAUCAAACCCAAUUAGUAUAAAUCGUCGCGAAACAUCACCAGUCUCAACUUUGGAAGACAUCAUGUCUAAUACCACAGAUACACUGGAAUCCGAAUACGAUUUUUCUUAAAUCAUAAUAAAUACGAAAAAGAUUACAUUAUUACUGAUUUAUAUUAUAAUUUUGUAAGAAAACGGUUUUUUUAUUGAUUUUCUUCUUUGUUGAUUUUUUUUUGUUUGAUUGUUAUUGAUACAAAGAUUACAAUAUUAUGGUUGCGAAAAGAAGUAAAAAAUAUACAUUUGUUUAAAUGCGUGAACUUGAUUGUUUUAUUUAAAUUCUGCAAAAAGGACCACUUGACGAGUUAGCAAUUUUAAAAGGCUUGGCGGAUUGACACAAAACACAGACCUAGCUAAUACAUACGUAUGAAUACAUCAAAGAAAAUAUUUCUAUGAUUAGAAUAUGUAAAUAAGUUGAAAUAAAUUUCUUUUUUUUACCUUAUAGUUAAGCCUAGCAUUUCCAUGGGCCCAACAGGUUUCCUGAACACGUAUUUCUUCUGUAUACGAG